Molecule: messenger RNA, 913 nt
Organism: Bombina bombina (fire-bellied toad)
Lineage: Eukaryota; Metazoa; Chordata; Amphibia; Anura; Bombinatoridae
Gene: CLDN11
Product: claudin 11
Exons: 3
Coding region: 68-694 (208 amino acids)
Biological process (GO): bicellular tight junction assembly; cell adhesion
Cellular component (GO): plasma membrane; bicellular tight junction
Molecular function (GO): structural molecule activity
Source: RefSeq, a predicted model, not a curated record
GCCACCAAGCACACUGUCCAACAGCUGCACAGGCUGGGCGUACAUAGAAUACCGGGCACCUCUUGUGAUGGCUGGCACAUGCUUGCAGUUCUUUGGGUUCAUAUCUAGUUUUAUCGGCUGGAUUGGAGUGGUUAUAGCUACUGCCACUAAUGACUGGGUGCUGACCUGUGACUACAGCAUCAACACUUGCAGGAAGCUGGACGAGUUGGGAUCCAGAGGAUUGUGGGCAGAUUGCGUUAUCGCCAUAGGGCUGUAUCACUGCAAGCCGCUGGCUGACAUCCUAACAUUGCCAGCUCACAUCCAGGCUGCCCGUGCACUGAUGAUAACAAGCUCCUUCCUGGGGCUCCCGGCUGUGUUCCUGCUUCUCUCGGCCCUGCCCUGCAUUCGAAUGGGUCAUGACCCUGGCACAGAGAAACACAAGCGCUUUCUAUUGGGAGGAGUUUUGAUUGUCAUAGUAGCUCUUUGCACCAUUAUGGCCACUAUCUGGUAUCCUGUGUCCACUCACAAGGAGACAACCAUUGUGACUUUUGGAUAUUCACUAUACGCAGGAUGGAUAGGGGCAGCAUUUUGCCUAUUUGGAGGUGUUGUCAUCAGCUGCUGUUCAGGAGAGUCUCAAGCAUUCAUGGAAAAUCGCUUCUAUUAUUCAUCCCAAGGUUCUGGAUCUCCAAGUCACGCUAAGAGCGCAAAUGUGUAGACAUGAAUGAAUCUUAUCAAGCAAGUGCAACCUUUUUGUGCCUCUACUACAAUGUAGCUGACAGACCUUGAUAACAGAUGUGCCUGCAGUAUUACCUGUGUAUACUGUUCUAAGUCCUCUCAGUGCCACAUUUAAGGGCACAAAACUGAGAACUAUUUUCUGUAUUAGUUAACUGUUGCACGUGCCUUUAUGUUUCAUUUUACUUUGGUGCCUGAUGCA